AUGGUCACCUUGUGCGCGAUUCAUCUGGUACAGACCCAGUCUAAGUCAAGGAGCACCUGUGUGGGAAGAGGAUCACCUCAGAGCUGUCCACUCCCGGAGCCGUCCACUCCCGGAGCCGUCCAUUCCUGGAGCCGUCUACUCCUGGAGCUGUUCACUCCCGGAGCUGUCCACUCCCGGAGCCGUCCACUCCCGGAGCCGUCCACUCCCGGAGCCGUCCACUCCCGGAGCCGUCCACUCCCGGAGCCGUCAUUUCUGGAGCCAUCCACUCCCGGAGCCGUCCACUCCCAGAGCUGUCCAUUCCCAGAGCCGUCAUUUCUGGAGCCAUCCACUCCUGGAGCCGUCCACUCCCAGAGCUGUCCACUCCCGGAGCCGUCCACUCCCGGAGCUGUUCACUCCCGGAGCCAUCCACUCCCGGAGCUGUUCACUCCCGGAGCCAUCCACUCCCGGAGCUGUCCACUCCCGGAGCUGUCCACUCCCGGAGCCGUCCACUCCCGGAGCCAUCCACUCCCGGAGCUCCCGGAGCUGUCCACUCCCGGAGCUGUCCACUCCCGGAGCCGUCCACUCCCGGAGCUGUCACUGAGCCGUCCACUCCCGAGCUGUUCACUCCGGAGCGUCCACUCCCGAGCUGUCCACUCCCGGAGCCGUCCACUCCCGGAGCCGUCCACUCCCAGAGCUGUCCAUUCCCAGAGCCGUCAUUUCUGGAGCCAUCCACUCCCGGAGCCGUCCACUCCCAGAGCUGUCCACUCCCGGAGCCAUCCACUCCCAGAGCUGUCCACUCCCGGAGUCGUCCAUUUUUGGAGCCGUCCACUCCUGGAGCCGUCCAUUCCUGGAGCGGUCCACUCCCGGAGCCGUCCACUCCCGGAGCUGUCCACUCCUGGAGCCAUCCACUCCCAGAGCCGUCCAUUCCUGAAGCCGUCCAUUCCCAGAGCCGUCCACUCCCGGAGCCGUCCACUCCCGGAGCCGUCCACUCCUGGAGCCGUCCACUUCUGA
This is a messenger RNA of Peromyscus leucopus (white-footed mouse), 990 nucleotides long. RefSeq names its product extensin-like. Lineage: Eukaryota; Metazoa; Chordata; Mammalia; Rodentia; Cricetidae. The record is from RefSeq and is a predicted model, not a curated record. The transcript has a single exon. Bases 1 to 990 code for a protein of 329 amino acids.